This is a messenger RNA of Symbiodinium sp. CCMP2456, 342 nucleotides long. The record is from the annotation of a GenBank genome assembly. Lineage: Eukaryota; Dinophyceae; Suessiales; Symbiodiniaceae.
GACAGCUACGGCCGCACAGCCCUUCUCCUUGCUUCGGGGGCGAGCAAAACAGUGAAGUUGUCGAACGGCCGGGCGGUUCUUGUUACUAACCCAGGCCACACCGAGAGCGUUCGACUGUUGCUGGAAGCUGGCGCUGACAAGGAUACAUCGGAUGAACAGGGACGCACCUCGCUCAUCGAGGCAUCUUUGGGAAAUCAUGCCGAGAUUGCCCAGUUGCUUCUGGAAGCUAGGGCUGACGUACAUGCGCUGGACAACUUCGGAAGAACGGCACUUCUCUGUGCAUCGGGCUGCGGCCACAUGGCCAUCGUGAACUUGCUUCUGGAGGCAGGAAUGGCUGCGCAG